GAGGGUGCGGGAGUUGAAAGCCGACAGAGCCGGGAGUGGGAAGGGAAAAGGAGACGCCAGGGAAGCCCCUGGAGUGAUGAGGAGAGAAGAGAGCUGGGGUCACCCAUAGAAGCGAGACAGAGAGGGACCGGGCCCCCUACCCCAGCCUUCUCCUAACCAACCCGAGUAAACACAGACGCCCGGCCAAGCCAGCGCAGCUGCUGGACACGGCCCUCCGCGCCGCUCCAACCAGACCGCGACCGCUAAGCCCCUCCUUUCGAAGAACUCUGGGGCCGCCCCUGGAAGUGGCGGGGCGGAGGGACCGGAGGAGCGACGCGCCGCAGCGAUGCAGCUGAGCGGCCCGGGCCGGGAGGCCGGCAUGGAGGGCGCGGCGGGUGACCCGUACCGGCGACCCGCGCGGCGCACCCAGUGGCUGCUGAGCGCCCUGGCGCACCACUACGGGCUGGACCGCGGCGUGGAGAACGAGAUCGUGGUGCUGGCCACCGGCAUGGACCAGUACCUGCAAGAGGUCUUCCACCACCUGGACUGCCGCGGCGCCGGCCGCCUGCCCCGCGCUGACUUCCGCGCUCUCUGCGCCGUGCUGGGGCUGCGCGCCGAGGGGGCCGCCGCCGGGGAGGCCUCCGGGGAUGCGGCCGCCCGAGACACGAACCCGGGGGAUGCGACCGCUGGCGACACGGCCGCUGGGGUGGCCACCGACGGGGACGCGGAUGCCGAAGAGGAGGCGCGCCUGGCGCUGCGCGCGGAGCCGCCCGAGCUCACCUUCCGCCAGUUCCACGCGCGCCUCUGCGGCUACUUCGGCACCCGCGCAGGGCCCCGGCUGCCCCGCGGCGCUCUAAGCGAGCACAUCGAGACGCAGAUCCGCCUGCGCCGCCCGCGCCGCCGCCGCCGGCCGCCCCGCACGCCCGCCCCGGACGGCGGCUCCGACGGCGGCCGGGACGGCGAGCGCCUGGCGCGGUUGGAGGAGGAGAACAGCAGCCUGCGCGAGCUGGUGGAGGACCUGCGUGCCGCGCUGCAGAGCAGUGACGCGCGCUGUCUAGCGCUGCAGGUCGGCCUCUGGAAGAGCCAGGCGGGCGCGCAGGAGGCGGGGCGCGGCGGGCCCGAGGCGGCGGCGCGGGAGCUGCGGCAGGCGCGGGGCGCUCUGGCGGCGGCCGAGGCCCGCGCGGGGCGGCUGCGCCAGGGCCAGGCCGAGGUGCGGCGGCGCGCCGAGGAGGCCCGGGAGGCGGUGCUGCGCAGCCUGGGCCGCGUGCGCGAGCUCGAGGCGCUGGCGCGACAGGUGCCCGGCCUGCAGCGCUGGGUGCGGCGGCUGGAGGGCGAGCUGCGGCGCUACAGGUCAGAGGGCACCCAGACCCCAAUCUCGUCACAAGCCAGCCCAGAGCCAGAAGCCAAGAGUGGUGACCCUGCGGACAGUGGGACCAGAAGCCCAGACAGCCCUCCAGAGGGAGCCUGGCAGUCAGACAGCGGUUCCAGGAGCGGACCCCUGGACGAAGCAGUGGACGGGCAGCUGUUCCGCUCAGUGGAGGGCCAGGCCGCCUCCGACGAAGAAGAGGAGGGUGAAGAGAAGUGGCAGGAAGAGCAGAGGUCACUGGCAGAGGUCAAGACGUUGCUGAUGCGCCUCUCCAGCUGCAGAAGUGGGUGUGAUGACCAGACAGCCAAGAAGCUCAUGACUUACUUCGGCCACUUUGGCAGUGGUGACCAUGCCUGCACCCUGGGACAGCUGGAGGCCCGCAUCGCCAUGCUGGUGGAGCAGCUGGGGACCCAGGGCUGCCGUGGGAAGGCCCUGGGGACACCUGGGGAGGAGGCAGAGCUACAGCAGAAGGUGGAAGAGAAUGAGCACCUGAGGCUGGAGCUGCAGAUGGUGGAGACAGAGAGGGUGCGGCUGUCCCUGCUGGAGGAGAAGCUGGUAGACGUGCUGCAGCUCCUGCAGAGGCUCCGGGACCUGAACAUAUCGAAAAGAGCCCUGGGGAAGAUUUUGCUGAACACACUGGAUGCUUGCAAGGACCCCACACACGAGGGGAUAUCUGGACCCUCGGCCAUCUUGGAUGCCCUGCACCAAGCUUUGGCUGGCUGUGAACUCCUGCGGAGAGAGCUCUCAGCACCAGCCUCCACAGCUCCUGCACUCACCAACCCCCUCCUCAUCUCCUGCUGAGGUCACUGGCCCAGCCUAUGGGCACCUUGGUCAGCCUGACUUCCAUCAGACUAACCUCCAGAUUAGCCUGACCACCACCAGACCAGGUUCCAUAACCAGCCUGACCACCAUCGGGUGAGCUUCCAUGGCUAGCCCAACCACCAUCACAUCCUUAGAACCCUGGAGACGCUGACUCCUUCUGAGACUGGGCUCAACCCCAGAGCCUCCCACAACAGAGCCUGGCAGACAUCCUUUCCUUGAGUUCCUCCCAGCAGCCCCUGCAUUCCUGCUGCCACAGUUCACAUUCAAGCCCUGGGGCUGCUGGAUCAGCCCAUACCUGCUGUUGCCUCCCCUGCCCACUUUCUCACACAGCCCAGCCCAGAAUCCCUUCCCUGGUCUCCUGGGGUCUUUUCCCCUCCCAGCACUGUCCCCUUCCUCUCACUGCUGUGCCCAACCUCCAGGCCACACCUGGCCCACUGGGGAAUUCCCACACCCCCAGAAGUGUUGAAGACCAGGCAGGGCUGGGGGAACACAAGGCGGGGGUGGUUACUGCAAGCUUCUGGAUGGAAGCUGUCCUUCAACUAGCUCUAGAAGAGUGGUAGGAUUUAGACAAACAGAGAGGAGGGAAGGGCAUUUAAUGUGAGGAAACAGCAAGAGCAAAGUGUGAUGCCAGAAAGGGCCCCCAUUAGUACAGUACCUGGGACACCUCUUUCCCAAGCAUAUAGUGGGUACUGGAUUUCAUGGGGUCACAGGAAGGAGUAAGAUAAGCUGCCUGGUCUCACCUACCUUAACAUCUCGUAGGAGAGAAAGAUACACUGACAAAUAGUGUGACAUGGGUGAAAUCAGUGCCCAAUCAAGGUAAAAUAUUUGCAAGAGUCCAUCCAAGAGGAGUUCAUCUGAGCCAAGGAGUACGGAUGCACCACAGAGGGGAACUGAAGGGAUGAGGGCAGGUGCCUGGAGGGACAGUAGCAGGUCAUGGGGGGACUCGAUGGCAGACGAGGAUCUGGGACUUGCUCCCAUAGGCAGUCGAGAGCCAUUGGAGGAUUCUGAGCUGCCUCAUGGAGGGUAGAUGGAGGGGAGUGAAGAAGAGGCAGCUGCAGGACUGUGGGAGGAAGGGGGCACUAGGAGCCUGGAACCAGAGCUAGGGGGACACAGAAGGGGAUCAUGGGAGAAGGAGGAUCAAGGGGUACCCAGUGGGGAGUUUGGGAGCAGUGGGCACUCUGGGGCAGGGCAGCAGGGACUGGGGACAGACAAUGCCUGACUGGCAUUCCUGACUUGUCUGGCCUCAGACACUCAGCAGCUUGGAUGGGGGCGGGAGGCAUCAGGGAGCCACUGCAUGCUCCUGAGCAGAGUGACACAGGCCCCCAGUCUCCCUAUGGUUCCUCUGGGAAUGGAAUGAAAGAGACCAAGGCCAGUGGCCAUUCCAGAGGGGCCACGCUACCCUUGGUCCUGUCAGAUGGGCCAGGCUUUUUUCAGAAGGUCCCAGGACUCCUCAUGGGCCAGUGGACAGGGCUGGGCACUGAGGAGGCUGGUCUGAGCAGAGAGGGCUGUCCCAGCUUGCUCCUCGCAGCUCAGCCUGAGCCCACCAGGCCCUCCUCCUCUGGCUGUGCUGCUAAUGACUGCAUGACCCAGGUGAGGCCCACCUGUGCCCCUGCCCAGUAAGAAGGGUCAGCUGUUCCAUAUCCUGACCAUGGUGUCAGUCACGGGAAUCUACACAUGUGUUAAGAUUCAUAGAGGGGUGCCUGGGUGGCUCAGUCGGUUAAACGACUGCCUUUGGCUCAGGUUGUAAUCCCAGGGUCCUGGGAUCAAGCCCUGCAUCAGGACUCCCAGCUCAGUGGGGAGUCUUCUUCUCCCUCUCCCUCUAUGCUCUCUCUCUCACUCACUCUCGCUCAAAUAAGUUUAAAAAAAAAAAAAGAUUCAUAGACCUUUGGGGCACCUGGGUGGCUCAAUUGGUUGAGCAUCUGACUCUUGAAUUCGGCUCAGGUCAUGAUUUCAGGAUUGUGGGAUGGAGCCCCACAUAGGGCUCCACACUCAGCGGGGAGUCUGCUUGAGAUUCUCUCUCCCUCUGCCCCUCUCCACCUGCUCUCUCUCGCUCUCUCUCACUCAAAAAAAAUAAAUUUUUAAAAAAAUUUUUAAUGAAAAUAGAAAAAGAUUCAAAAACCUGGAGGCUCCCCUCAAAAAAAGCCAACUUCACUGUAUGUUAAUAAAAAAUAAGAGGGACCAGAAGAGAUAUUCCUGGAGCCCCUCCAGCUCUAGGCACCUGGAAUCUUCAGACAGGCAAAGAGGGCUCCUGUAGGUUACAACUACACUAAGCUUCAUCCUCAAGAUUUCCCUAACUAAAAUCUUUUCUUAGCAACUGUCAACCAUCAGUGGUUCAUCACCAUGCUUGUAGGCCCCUCAUCUCAUUGGAAGCAAGUUGAGGUGGAUUAGGAUAUGGAAAUACCCAGCAUCACACAGCAAAUCAGCAUCCAAGCCUGGAGAGGGGCCUGUUUUCUGCCUACAUCUCUUGCAGUUUUCUACCACAGCCAGCUGUCUCUGGCUAGGAAGCUCUGGGCUCGCUAAGGGUUUGGGGUCUGGACUAGUUAUGGUACAAGCUAAACUGCCUUGAUAAAGAGACCCCAAAAUACUCUGGGUCAAAUAAGAUAUAACUUAAUGUCCCUGCUGUAGAGUUCAGAGGUGAAUGGUCCUGGUUGGCAGAGCGGCUCUGCUCUAUGUGGUCACCCAGGGAUCCAGGGAUCCAUUCCACUUUGUUGCUUUGGCAUUCCCUGGAGUCAUAUCCUCCCUUGCACAGUGGAAGCCAAUUCAUCAGCACUGCAUCUGCCUUCCAACCCACAGGAAGGAGGAGAGGGAAAGGGAAGGAAAGGCACUCUGGCUCACAAGGCUUCUACUCACAACCCAUUGGCCAUGCCUAGCUGCAAGGGAGGCUGGGAGAUGUAGUCUGUGGCUGAGCAACAAUGUGCCCAGUUUCCAGUCCAGCAUGUAAGGAGCUUGGAAGUCACCAGUGCAUCCAAUGACAAGUAAAAAGGUGAACAAGCUGAAAAUUCAACAACUCCUCUUAGAUCCACAAGGGAAGUGAGGUUGCAGGACAAACGGCCCUCCCCAAAAUUGGAAAGACAGACUGGUGAAUGCAGAGAAUCACAACUUGCCAAAGAAGAACCCACCUUCUUGGGAAACAGUACCAGAAUAGGACAAGCUGAACUGUAAUCAACAAAUUGGUGGAGGCUCAGUGUGGACAAGUAUAUAGAGUUAAAAACCCUAGGGGGACCCAGUCAUGGGGGGGUGGGGUCCCACACCUUUGUGAAUUUUACCUUCUAAAGCUCUACAAGGUCCUCACAGUGAAAAUCAGAGAAAAAAAACCCUCAUGCUUCUCACAGUGGGAAGGGAAGUAACCAUUUUGAAAUAUGCCAGAAUAUUCUGUUUUCCUUAACAAGGCCUGCCCUUAAGAGAAACUGUUUUACCAAAGCCUAACCUAUUGGGGUUUUAUCAGAGUCUAUACUAAUUUCAGAUAGAGCAGACUUCAGAGCAAGGAAAAUUUUUGAGGGACAAAGAGAGGCACUACAUGAUAAAAGGUCAAUUAUUGAGGAAGAUAUAACAAUCCUUAAUGUGUAUGCACCUAACAACAGUGUCAAAAUAUAUAAGGCAAAAACCAGCAGAACUGUGAGUUGAAAUAGAUGAAUCCACUAUUAUAUUUGGAGACUUCAACUCCCCUCUAACAGAAAUAGACAGAUCCAGCAGGAAGAAAAUCAGUAAGAACAUAGGUGAACUCAGCAGUACCAUCAACCAAAUGGAUUGAAUUAGCAUCUAUAGACGACUUCAUCUAGCAACUGCAGAACGUACAUUUUUUUUCAAGCUCACAUGGAAUAUUCACCAAGAUAGACCACAUUCUGCGUCAUAAAACAUACCCUCACAAAUUUCAACAUAUUCUAUAUGCUCUCAGACCAAAAUAGAAUUAAACUAGAAAUCAAUCAACAGAAAUAGGUGGAAAAUCCCAGAAUAUGUGGAAGUUAAACAACACACUCCUAAAUAACACAUAGGUGAAAGAAUAAAUCUCAAGGGAGACUUAAAAAUACUUUGAACUAAAUGAAAAUGAAAUACAAUCUAUCAAAAUUUGUGGGAUGCAGUGGUUAAAGGGAAGUUUAUAGCAUCAGAUGCAUAUAUUAGAAAAGCAGAUCUAAAAUCAAAAAUCUAAGCUUCCACCUUAGGAAACUAGAAAAAGAAGAGCAAAUUAAAUACAAAGUAAGCAGAAGAAAAGAAAUAAUUUUAAAAAAUUAGGGCAGAAGUGAAUGAAAUUGGAAAUAGAAAAACAGUAGAGAAAAACAAUGAAACUAAAAGCUGAUUCUUUGAAAAGAUCAAUAGACUCAAUAAGCCUCUCAUCAGGCUAAUUGAGAAAAAGAGGGAGAAGACACACAUUGCUAAUAACAGAAAUGAAUGAGGAGAUAUCACUAUAAAUGAACAUUAUAUGGAUAAUAAGUGAAUAUUAUUACUAACUCUAAGCCCUCAAAUCUGAUAAUCUAGAUGAAAUGGAUCAAUUCCUUGAAUGACACAAUCUGCCAAAACUCGCACAAAAAGAAAUAUGAAUAGGACUGCAUCUAUUAAAGAAACUAUAUCAAUAAUCAAUAACCUUCCCAAAGCGAAAGCACCAGGCCCAGAUAGGUUCACUGGUUAAUUCUAUCAAACAUUUAAGGAAGAAAUUCUUCCAAUUUUCUAUAAUCUCUUCCAGAAGAUAGAAGCAGAGGGAAUACUCCCUAACUCAUUCUGAGGCCAGCAUUACCCAAAUGCCAAAACUAGACAAAGAUAUUAUAAAAACAGAAAAUUAUGGAGCUAUGUCUAUCAUGAGCACAGAUGCAAAAUUAAAAAUUAACAAAUUGUAUCCAACCGUGUAUAAAAAGAAUUACCAAGUGGGAUUUAUCCCAGGUAUGCAAGGCUAGCUCAACAUUCAAACAUUAACUAAUGUAAUCCACCACAUCCACAGGCUAAAGAAGAAAAAUCACAUGAUUUUAUCAAUAAAUGCAGAAAAAACAUUUGACAAAAUCCAACACCUAUCCAUGAUAAAACAAUAAUAAUAACCGUCCGCAAACUAGGCAUAGGGAACCUCCUCAACUUGAUAAAGAACAUCUACAGAAAACCUAGAGUCAACAUCACACUUAAUGGAGAGAAACUAGAUACUUUCCCACUAAGAUCAGGAACAAGGCAAGGACGUCCCCCUCCCCAUUCCUUUUCAUCAUCUUGUUGGAAGUCCUAGCCAAGGCAAAAAACAAGAAAAGGAAAUACAAGAUGCUAUGGACUGAAUACCUGUAUCCCCUCAAAGCUCAUAUGUUGAAACCCUGAUCCCCAGUAGGAUGGUAUCUGGAGCUGAGGCCUUUGGGGGGGAAUUUGGUCAUGAGGGUGAAGCUCUCAUGAUAAUUAGUCCCCUUAGACAUGAGACUGCUUGCUUCCCCUCUCUCUCGGACUCUGCCAGCCGAGGAUACAAGACAGUAGUCAUCUGUAAACCAGGAAGAGGGCCCCCACCAAGAUCCCAACCACACUGGCAAGCUGAUCCAGAACUGUGAGUAAUAAAUGUAUGUUGCUUAAGCCCCCCCAGUCCAUGGUGUUUUGUUACAGCAGCCCAAACUGACUAAGUCAAAAAGUACACAGAAUGGGAAGGAAGAAAUACAACAGUCUUUGUGCACAGAUGACAUGAUUAUCUAAGUAGAAAUCCAAAAGAAUCAACAACAACAACAACAACAACAAAACCUAGAAUAAGCAAUUAUAGCAAGAUUGCAAGACACAAGAUUACUAUACAAAAGUCAAUUGCUUUCCUAUAUACCAGCAAUAAACGAGUAGAAUUUGACAUAAAAAAAAACUCCACACCAUUUACAUUAGCACCCCCCCAAAAUGAAAUGCUUAGAUAUGAAUCUAACAAAAUAUGUGCAGAAUCUAUAUGAAGAAAAUUACAAAACUCUGAUAAAAGAAAUCAAAGAACUAAAUAAAUGGAGGCAUAUUCCACCUUCACGGACAGGAAGACUCAAUAUUAUCAAGAUGUCAGUGCUUCCAACUGAUCUCUCCAUUCAGUGCAGCCCCAAUCCAAGUCCCAGCAAGUUAUUCUGUGGAAACUGACAAACCAAUUCUAAAGUUUAUAUGGGGAGGCAAAAAACCCAGAAUAGCUAACAUAUUAAAGAGAACAACAAAGUUGGAGGACUGACAUUACCCAACUUCAAGACUUACCAUAAAGCUACAGUAAUCAAGACGUGUGGUGCUGGCAAAUACAUUAGUGGAACAGAAUAGAGAGCCCAGAAAUAGACCCACACAAAUACAGUCAACUGAUCUCAGACAAAGGAGCAGAAGCAAUACAAGACAAAGAUAGACUUUUCAAUAAAUGGUGUUGGGCAAAUGGACAUCCACAUGCAAAAAAAAAGACUUUAGACACAAACCUUACACCCUUCACAAAAAUUAACCCUUCACGGGAUGCCUGGGUGGCUCAGACGGUUAAGCAUCUGCCUUCGGCUCAGGUCACGAUCCCAGGGUCCUGGGAUCGAGUCCCGCAUCGGGCUCCCUGCUAGGCGGGGAGCCUGCUUCUCCCUCUGCCGCUGCCUCUCUCUAUCUCUCUCUCUGACUCUCAUGAAUAAAUAAAUUAAAAAAAAAAUUAACCCUUCAUGAAAAUUAAAGUGAGUCAUAAACCUAAAUAUAAAAUGCAAACCUACAAAAUUCCUGAAAUAUAACACAAGAGAAAAUCUAGACGAACUUGAGUAUCUUAUGACCUUUUAAAAUACACGAAAGGCAUGAUCCAUCCAAGAAGUAACGAUACCCUGGAACUUGUUAAAAUUAAAAUGUCCUGCUCUGAGAAAGAUGCUGUCAAGAGAACGAGAAGAGAAGCCACAGACUGGGAGAAAAUAUUUGCCAAAGGCACAUCUGAUAAAGGACCGUUAUCCAGAAGACACAAAGAGCUCUUAAAACUCAAUAAUAAGAGAGUUAACCUGAUUUUUUUCCAAUGGGGAAAGGCCUCAAACAGACAACUCACCAAAGAAGAUAACAGAGAUGGCAGAUGCAUGUAUGAAAAGAUGCUCCCCAUCAGAUGUCACUGGGGAAAUGCCAAUUAACACAAGGAGAACCCGCCCCACACCUAUUAGAAUGGCCAAAAUCAGAAAGGCUGACAGCACCAAAUGCUGGUGAGGAUAUGGAGCAAUAGGAACUCUUGCUCUUCGCUGACGGGAAUGCCCCUCCGCUGGCUGGGAAUACCACACAUGGUGCGGCCACUUUGGAAGACAGUGUGGCAGUUUCUUUCUUUCUUUUUUUUUUUAAGAUUUUAUUUAUUUAUUUGAGAUAGAGAGAAUGAGAGACAGAGAGCAUGAGAGGGAGGAGGGUCAGAGGGAGAAGCAGACUCCCUGCCGAGCAGGGAGCCCUAUGCGGGACUCGAUCCCGGGACUCCAGGAUCAUGGCCUGAGCCGAAGGCAGUCGCUUAACCAACUGAGCCACCCAGGCACCCAGUGUGGCAGUUUCUUAAAAGCUAAACAUACUCUCACCACACAAUCCAGCAAUCCUUGGUAUGUACUCCAAACGAGUUGAAAUGUACAUCCCUACAAAAGCUCACACGUGGACGUUUAUGGCAGCUUUACUCAUAGUUGCCAAAACUUGGAAGCAGUCAAGACGUCCUUCAGUGGGGGAAUGGAUACAUAAACUGUGGCACAUCCAGACAGCGGAAUAUUAGCACUAAAAAGAAAUGAGCUACCAAGCCACAAAAAGACAUGGAGGAAACAUCAACGUGUAUUACGAAGUGAAAGAAGCCCGUCUGAAAAGACUAUAUACUGUAUGAGUCCAGCUAUAUCACUUUCUAGAAAAGGCAAAACUAUGGAGUAAAAAGAUCAGAGGUUGCCAGAGGUUGGGGCUGUGGGGAAGGAUGAUAGGGUGGAGCGCAGAGGAAUUUAGGACAGAGAAACUAUCCGUAUGAGACCCCAACAACAGGUAUAUUUGCCGAAACCCAUAGAACAUACACCCCAACAGCAGGCCUUAUUGUAAACUGUGGACUUUGGAAGGUGAUGAUGUGUCCAUGUAGGUUCAUGAGUUAGAAUAAAUGCACCACCCAGGUUUGGGAUGUUGAUAGUGGGGGAGACUGUGCAUAUGAGCGGGGACAGGGAGUAUAGGAGAACUCUAUACUUUCUGCUCAAUUUUGCUGUGAAUCUAACUCCUCUUAAAAAAACUAAAUCCAUUGAAAAAGAAAAAAAGGGAGAAUGGGCACAGAAGCUCUCUCAGCUGUGUUUGCAGUCAGACCUGGUGUCGGGUGCUUCCUGGCCCCUCAGCCUUGCUGACUUGCCCCUCAGUGGCCUUCCUUUUGCCCGGUGGGGAGAGCCUGGGACUUCCUCAACUUCAAGACCUUGAACUUGGGUGUGACCUAAGCAUCUGCCCGAUGCUCUGCUCUGGCCCAAGGUUGGCCUGCUGUUCCCAGCCCAGUGGAACCUGGCCCACUACCUCAGGGUGAGAUGUCCUGACAAUCACAGGACUUCCCUGGCGAAAGGCCCAGGUCAGGGACCAAAGGCAGCAUCAACAUCUGUGACCAACAGAAGCCAGGUAGGGCCAGGGUGGGCGGGGUUCCCUCUCACCUCCACCUCUGAUGAGGGCCCUUGUCACAGCCAUGCAGCUCAAUAGCAGAGUGCAGAUUCAGGCCCCAGCAUGUCCCCAUGAGAAGCAGGCAGGACCUGUACGGAGCACCAAGGCCUGAGGUCACUGACAGAAAACAGGGUCAGAGGGUAUAAUCUCACAAAAAGAUGGGGCACACCUUGGCUGAGCUGCAGGCUGGGGUGAUGUCCUUGGAGCGGGGGGGGGGAGGGAAUCGUGGAGCCCAGGGAGCUGCCAUCAAUGGGAAACCUGGGAUUUCCUCUGGUCAGAAGCAAAGUAAGUGCACAGUUCUUAAGAAGCCCUCACCCAAAACAGGGCCCCCCCCUGAUAUUUGGGCCUGAGUAUCAACUGCAACCCUGACCCAGAAGUUUCCUGUCAACUGAGGCUCCUGGGAGCUACCAUUGACUAAUUAAUCCUUGGUAGAUGCUUCUCAAUAAAGCUUUAGUGCUUCCUUGAGAGCAACCUGACAACUAUUUGAAUUUGAAAAUUUCCUGUUAAAAUGUCCACAGUGUCUUUGAUAAUCUUCCUUCAAGAUGUAAAGCUGAGCUCCCUUCCCUCUGAGCGUGAGCUAGACUUAACAAGGACAAGGUGAACAAGGCAGAACUGAUGGUGUGACUUCUACUACUUGGUCACAAGAGGCCCUGUGGCUCCCUUCUUGCUCUCCAUGUCACGAGGACCCCCAAGCACUCUGUGGGAAAGGCCAUGUGACAGGAGAUCCGAGUCUCCUGUCAGUAGCCAGCAAGGAACUGAGGCCUCCAGCCAACAGCCAGGCUCACACCUCGGAAGCAAGUCCUCCAGCCCUAGUCAAGUCUUCCAGCAAGCAUAGCCCAGGCCGAGAUCCCAAACUGCAAUAUCCAGAAAUGAGAACUGCCCAGCGAAGCCACUUCCAAGUUCUCGACCCACAGAAACUGCGGGACAAUAAAUGAAUACAUGUUAUUGCUGCAAGCUGCCAGUUUGGGGGAUGAUUAGUUACAUAGCAAGAGAUAACAAAUAGAUUUCCUAAUUUAAAAAAAUAGGCUUUAUCAGAACACAGGAUAAUUCGGGUGUGUUUGUGGUGGGUGUUUAGGAGGCCUGACAAUAAUCACUAGCAGGUUGCUAGCCCAGAGCUGGCUGACCAACAUAAUAACGCACCCUGGCCCAGAGGGCAGCGGGAGGGGUCUGGGGAACCAGUGGGGCAGGGGAGUAGGCAACCAAGAGUCAGCGGGGGGACAGGUAGUGGAGUGCGUGUCAGCCAGGCUCCAAGGCCCCGGGGCAUCGAACAAAUUCAAAGUUAAGGCAAUUAUGAAUUUCAAGACAGCAACCACAGAGCAUUAAACCCCAAUCGCAGGGCCUUUCUGAGCGGGGAGCCCUUGCAGCUACACUGGUUGCAUGCCCUGAAGAUGGCGCUGGGUGAGCGGAAAAGCAAGGAGUGGGGCUGGAAUCUCACGGAAAAUAGGAGAAUUGGGUAUUUGUGAAUAGCCUUCACCUCUAUCACUCUUCUUUUGCCUAUUUUCUAGAAAGGCUUCUUUGGGAUUAUUCAAAUGGUCUGCAACUCGUUAAGCUUGUUUUCCUGGGGAGGGGGGGAAUGUUUUUGCAGGAAUUUCUAACUAACACCCUCUCGCGCGCGCGCGUGCGCGCGCGCGCGCUUUCUGUUGACCUGAAAUUGCCCGCCCUUGUCCAAAUAUCUUGCAAUUUCACACUCUUGCCACUAGGUGGCGAGAGCACUCAUUGAAUAGAGGAAUAAACAGGCUUCAAAAUCA
Molecule: messenger RNA, 12453 nt
Organism: Mirounga angustirostris (Northern elephant seal)
Lineage: Eukaryota; Metazoa; Chordata; Mammalia; Carnivora; Phocidae
Gene: EFCC1
Product: EF-hand and coiled-coil domain containing 1
Exons: 8
Coding region: 326-2146 (606 amino acids)
Biological process (GO): positive regulation of transcription by RNA polymerase II
Molecular function (GO): transcription coactivator activity; calcium ion binding
Source: RefSeq, a predicted model, not a curated record